Molecule: messenger RNA, 2379 nt
Organism: Penicillium digitatum Pd1
Lineage: Eukaryota; Fungi; Ascomycota; Eurotiomycetes; Eurotiales; Aspergillaceae
Source: RefSeq, a predicted model, not a curated record
AUGAAUAUCGGGAUGAACCCCGGGGCUGGGGGCCCUGUGGGUGGAGUUCCUAUGAUCAACAACGGAUCCACGGCUUCUCGCAAUGACGGCACUAUGAACAACCCCGAAAUCAUGAUAAACAACCUCAACACCUAUAUCUAUGAUUACUUUUUGAAGCGUGGGUACCACGACUGCGCCCGCGCUCUCUUGCAAGAUGAAAACAUCAAACUCAACACCGACAAUAACCCAAAGACGAGUCCAGGUAAUCGGCGUGAUGGCGACGUCAAUGGUAUGGACCCUGAUGCUAUGAUGACCGAUGGGAAGGAUGGUGAGAAGAUCAAGAUCCCAGAUGAUCUCCCUCGUCCAACUAUUCCCAAUGAAAGCCCCUCCUCAUUCCUCCUUGACUGGUUCAGCCUUUUCUGGGAGUUCUUCUGGGCUCAACGUAAGAAGGGAAAUAGCAAUGAUAUUCGGCAAUACCUUCAGCAUAACCAGAACUUGAUGCGUCUGCGAGAAAGCCACCAGAAUCAAUUAAUGAGGCCACAGCCCAUGAUGCCCGGCCAGAUGAACCAGCUCCGGAGACAGAAUGGCAUGGUGCCUCCUAACCUGCAGAAAACAGUGCUGCAGAAUAAUACCACUGGACUGUAUGCUCUAUCGGAACAUCUUCUUCCCCAUGUUGAGUGUCAAGUUUGGGGUGGACGUGCUGAUGGGAUUAUUUCUAGCUCGCAACAGCAACAACAAAUGGCUCAGUACCAGAAAACCCAGCAUUUGCAAAUGAUACAGCAAAUGCAGCGGGAUCCGGACAUGGAGAUGGGUGGACAUCGACCACAGUCACCAGCCUCCGCCGAUAACGCCCCCUCGCCGUCGAAACGCCCACGUCUUGAAGGCUCUGUCAACGGACAGCAGCUGGCACCAAAUGGCCGCGGACAGGGACAAGGAAUGCCAGGACAGCCCAACCCGCAGGCUAUAAUGAUGCAGAACGGAAUGCAGAGGGGAAUGACUCCGGCGCAAUUCCAGCAGUUCCAAGGACAAGCUGCGCAACAGAAAUCUAUGCAGGUAUAUGCUCAAAACUUGGCCCUUCAUCACUCUCGCUCAGCAUCGAAUUCCCAGGGUAUCCCGAAUGGUGGCAUGAUGAAUCCCGGUGUUAUGGCGAAUCAGGCGGAUCUGGUGCCGAUGCCGGAUGGUCAAGGAAUGUAUCCUAUGGCCGGUGGUCCUGAGUACUACGGUGCAAAUGGUCAACUAGCCCAGGUCCGACCCGGUAGUUUACAGACACCUGGCAGUCAGCAUGGUAACCAUGCCCUUCAAGAUUAUCAGAUGCAGCUUAUGCUGCUUGAACAGCAGAAUAAGCGGCGUUUGAUGAUGGCUCGUCAAGAGCAAGAUAGCAUGGCCCGCGCUGACGGCCAGCCCUCGAUGCCCGGCCAGGGAGUUUUGCCGCCAGGCACUUCCCCGGGCAGCAGGGCGGGCGCGUCUCCCAAUCCCAGCGACCAAAUGAAACGAGGCACGCCUAAGAUGCCUCCGACUGGACUUCCCGGGUCGCCAAGCGCCGGCGACAUGUCCCAACGUGGAUCUCCGGGGUCCAUGAACCUCAACGGUGGUCCGAUACCCCCAGAGAUGGCAGCUCAGUUCUUCUCUGGUCCGAAUAUGCGACCUCCUAGCUCCAACCCUGCUUUCACUGGAGCUCAAAUGGGUCAGCCGAUUCCAGCCAAUGCCGGCCAGCGUAUGCCUGGUGGACAAUGGCAGCCAGGACAACAGCAGAUGCCUCCGCAGCACUCGCCUGCGAACCAGCCCCAGGCUGGAACCCCGCAGGAACGAAGCGCGAUGCCUCCGCCCUCGGCGCCGCCCCUCACCGGUCCUAACGUUGGGCGUGGCCAGCCGGCGUCACCUCAGACGGCUGGGAACGCACCACCAACGCCUCAGCAGACUACUAAAGCUCCACCCAAGGGCAAAAAGGAAGCUAAGGACACCCGCAAGCGACCUAACAAGAAGCAAGCUGCUGCUGCUGCUGCCAGUGCGGCCGCAGGCGCGACUCCAUCCACCGAUGCCGCAGAGCCCCCAACUCCAUCCACUCCCGUCACGCCGCAGCAUCCGAGCUCUUUCAAUCCUAAGAAUGGAGUUAAUGGAGCGAACGGACCAGCUCAACCGACACAGCCUACCUCGGCACCAGCUCCUCAGAACAUGGUGCAGCAGCCCACUGACCAACAGCAAUCCUUUACUGACCUCAGCAUUCCUGAUGCUUCCGCAUUCAACCUUGACUUCAGCGCACUGGAAAAUCCAGACAUUCUGGAGAACUUCGACUUUGACACAUUCCUCAACACGGAUGCCGACGCCACUGGAUUUGGGUUCGACCCUAGUAUAUCCUAUUCAGCCGAUGGUGUUGAGACAGGUGCCGGUGACGGCCUGUGA